Messenger RNA from Hemiscyllium ocellatum (epaulette shark), 3007 nucleotides. It is a transcript of the gene exd2, whose product is annotated as exonuclease 3'-5' domain containing 2. Gene Ontology annotation, cellular component: nucleus; cytoplasm. The transcript is spliced from 10 exons. The coding region runs from base 287 to 2161 and encodes 624 amino acids. Gene Ontology annotation, biological process: nucleobase-containing compound metabolic process. The record is from RefSeq and is a predicted model, not a curated record. Gene Ontology annotation, molecular function: 3'-5' exonuclease activity; nucleic acid binding. Lineage: Eukaryota; Metazoa; Chordata; Chondrichthyes; Orectolobiformes; Hemiscylliidae.
CCUGCCGCCAGCGCGCUGUCUUUGUUCAACAACAGCAGCACGAGAGGCUCCAGAAAGUUUAUUCGGAUCUUGAAUCUGAACAAGAUCUAACAGUAACACGAGAAACUAUGAAUGGGUGGCUAUGCCUGAUGAUCAUGUUCUUUGGAAAAUUGUAAAUCAGGUAGCUUUGUUUGGAGUGCUUCGAGCUUCGACUAAGGACACUGUUCUGUAGGAAGCUGCACCCUGUCCCUUCCGUCUGACAAGUAAUGUGUGGACGGAGUCAGAUCCUCAAGAAGACUGGUAAACCAUGUCCCGGCCACAGGCCUUAGUGGUGACAGCGGCCACGUUACUGGGUACUGCUGUUGGCUGCCUGUACUUGUGGAAGGCAUUUAAAAGUCCCAAAUGGAAGAAGGCUCUUGCGAACCAGAAUGUAGAGGGUGUGGAAAGAGAGGAAACCACACAGACUGAUGGAGAGGAAUCUUGUCAAAUAGAUAACACAGACAAUUUUGUCAAUCCCAGUUUGCUGGUGGGAAAACUGCUCUCUGCAGAUGCCUUCAUAGUGGAGUCAGAGGAUGAAUGGGAGCAAGCCUGGCCAUUGCUGAAGUCAGAACUGGAUAAUUACCCUCUCAUAGGAAUUGACUGUGAAUGGAUUUCUAUAAAGGGGAAACCAAACCCAGUGUCUCUCCUUCAGCUUGCAUCUUACAGUGGCUUCUGCCUUCUUGUCCGCAUGCCCCAGAUGACCAGGGAUGGUCGCUUGAUGCCGAAAACUUUGCUCGACCUACUGGGGAAUGGUAGUGUUCUAAAAGUUGGUGUUGAUGCUUUCGAAGAUGGCUGCAAGUUAUUCCGAGAUUACUGCAUUAUGGUCAGGGGCUGCUUGGAUGUGAGAUACUUGGCCAUGCGCCAGAGCAGGAAGAAUAGCUUUGCGUGCUCCCCCAGUCUGAAGUCCUUAGCUCAAGACGUCUUAAAUUAUACCCUUGACAAGUCUCUCCAUCUGCGGUGUAGCAACUGGGAGGCAGAAGAACUCUCCAACGAACAGGUUGCCUACGCUGCACAAGAUGCCCAGAUAUCAGUGGCUCUGUUCUUUCAGCUGCUGGGAUUUGGUUCUGCACUACUUGAAAAUUGUGUGCCAUGUGACUGUGAGCCCACCUGGAAGCAGAUGCUGGCACGGUGCCAGGGCCUGAUAGAUGUCCCAUUUAAGGGCAAGAUGGGAAGUAGCAGAGGGGAAGAUGGAACAGGAGACGUGAACUCGCAACAGAGACGGCGAAACAAGAAGCUUGGGGCCAACCAGAAGUCUGCAUCACACCUGAACACCCCAGAUCCAAGAAAAACGCAACACAAACCGCUAGGAGUUGGAUAUUCUGCCAGGAAAUCGCCUCUCUAUGACAAUUGCUUCCUCCAUGCUCCCGAUGGACAACCUCUGUGCACCUGUGACAGGAAGAAGGCUCAAUGGUACAUAGACAAGGGCAUUGGGGAGCUCAUCAGUGAGGACCCAUUUGUUGUGAAGUUGAAGUUUGAACCAUCAGGAAGACCUGAAUCUCAAGAAGAUUAUUACUUGACAACCAAGGAAAACCUUUGCGUUGUGUGUGGCAAGAGAGAGUCUUACAUCAGGAAGAACAUUGUUCCCCAUGAAUACCGGAGACACUUCCCGGUCCAAAUGAAAGACCACAAUUCUCACGACGUCCUGCUCUUAUGCACUGCCUGCCAUGCCACUUCGAACUAUUAUGACAAUGUACUAAAGCAGCAGCUGGCUACAGAGUUCAACGCACCGAUUGGUUGCGAGGAAAGUGUUCGCCUACUGGAGGAUCCGGGUCGCAGGCGGGUGCGUUCUGGAGCACGGGCCUUGCUGCGUGCUGAGGGCCUUCCCCAGACUCGGAGGAAAGAGCUUCAGGAUAUCCUGAAGGCUUUCUAUGGUAAGGAGACAUUGACAAGGGAGAUCCUUGAAGAAGGAGCGUCACUGGAAACGCGGGUAUUCAAUGAGAGCUAUGUCCCUCAUGGUCUGAAAGUGACACAGUCCUGUGCAGUUGGCGGCCUCCGAGCCCUAAUGUCUUUAGAAAAACGUUGGCGCCAGCAUUUCCUGGACUACAUGCAGCCCCGGCACCUUCCACCCAUGUGGUCUGUGGAUCACAAUCACAGCAAGCUCAUCCGCAAGUAUGGGGAGGACCUGAAGAUCGAGUUGACGUGAAAAGAAGAUGCAAUUCAGUUCUUUGUUUUAUUUUUGCAAUUGCUUCUCGAGACUGUGGAAAAGAUCAAUGCUGAUGCAUGAGCCACUUGUAUCAAUCUACUCGUGAAGCACUGGGAAGGACUGCAAGUUUUUUUUUAAUUACAUUUACAAAGGUAGGAGAGAGCUGUUGAAAUGGUGAACAGUUAAAUAAAACACUGAACAAUUAUCAAAUUUUAACACAUUUUAGAGGUUUGGUUUGCAAAUAUAACAUCUGGUACAAUGUCACUGAAGGUACAUUUUUAAAUUAGGGCUUUACUUAAAAACAAUUAAUUUUUAAAUAAAAACAAUAUAUUUGAACCGAAGCAUAAGUGAAUCUUCUGCUUGAGAGAUGCAACAGUUUACAACAGCAGAGGGAACUUCCAAUCUCAGUACAUACCAUCUGGAAUACUGCAGGUUAGUCAUUGUACCUGCUUUUGAGGAUCACGUAGUCAGAUUUUGUCAGAGUUGCUCAUCCAGAACCGAUCAGAACAGUAAAAUAUAUUUUAGCUUUUGUACAGUUUUCAAAGCUAAUUCAUGUUUCCCAGAAAACAGAUGGGGGCUUUCCAAAUAUUUGAUUCAUUUCAUUAGGAGAAAAGUGGUUUCAGAAUAAAAAUCUUUCUCUGCAUUGUCCGAAAAUGAGAAUUUCUGUUAUAAUGUUUGUGUAGUUCUGCGGGUCCAAUUUGAGCCAAGCCCUUCUACAGGAGGACGCAUCUUUGUUAACACGUUGUAGUUGUUCACCCCGUGUAAUCGUGUCUUGGGUUUACACUGACUAAAUGUGAUGCAUGUACAUUCCUGAUUCUUUGUUGCAAACGGUUUAUGAAGUGAGCC